AUGCGUGAACGGGAUAUCCCUUGCACAGCAGUGAGCACCCCCAGUGGUGUGCUCUGGGAGUGGUUAGUGAUGCCACAGGGGCUAAGUAACGCCCCCGCAACGUUUAACAAAUAUCCGGGCUAUGGAUGGAAGAAGGACGUGGAGGCUCACAGAUUCCACUUCCGGGAGGUUCUUACACUUGUGCGAGAGCAUAAGUUGUUCGCGAAACUCAAGAAGUGUAUCUUCGCAGAGAACGAAAUACCACUUCUUGGAUGCAUCGUGGAUAAAAACGGUGUACGCCCUGAUCCGGAAAAGAUCGAGGCGAUUAGCGACUGGCCUGUGCCAGUCGACGUCAAGGGACUUCGAAAGUUCCUUGGCUUCGCGGCGUACUUGCACAAGUACUCGCGCAACUAUGCCGAGAUGACCGCACAUCUCUCUCGUCUGCUAAAGAAAAACGAAAGGUGGUCAUGGAGUGCUGAGUGUCAGCAUUCUUUUGAAGGUAUUAAGAAAAGCUUGGUUCAAUCGCCUGUGUUGGCGAUUGCAGACCAGGACAGACCAUUCCAUGUGGUCUGUGACGCUAGUGAUUUUGCGACCGGCUGCGCGUUAGUGCAGUACGACUCAGACGGCGUUGAGCGCGUCGGCUGUUAUCAAUCGCGUCAGAUGCAAGCGGAUGAGCGAAAUUAUCCGGUUCAUGACAAGGAACUCCUUGCCAUGAAAUGUACACUGGCCAAGUUUCGGGUGUAUCUCUUAGGAGAUAGGCCCUUCAUCGUUUAUACCGACCACGCGUCGUUACGCACUGCCGUAAACAGCCCGCAACUCUCUCAACGAAUGGCGAGUUGGCUUUCUUUCUUCGCAAAGUACAACUUCUCCGUCGAGUAUAAACCAGGACAACUUAAUGUCGUCGCUGAUGCUCUUUCGCGUCGGCCCGAUUUCAAGCCGACUGCUCAACCCAACAGAGGGGGUGAUCCCACUGUCGCGACACUAUCAGUGAGUGUUCCGUCGUCGAAUCUGCUCGACUACGUGCAAAAAGCAUACGCAGAAGACGAGUCUCUUCUGUAA
Molecule: messenger RNA, 1038 nt
Organism: Peronospora matthiolae
Lineage: Eukaryota; Oomycota; Peronosporomycetes; Peronosporales; Peronosporaceae
Source: the annotation of a GenBank genome assembly